GCCUGAGGUCCUGUGGGCCUGUGGGCCUGUGGUCCUGUGGUCUUGUGGUCCUGUGGUCCUGUGGUCCUGUGGUCCUGUGAUCCUGUGAUCCUGUGGGCCUGUGGUCCUGUGGGCCUGUGGUCCUGUGGGCCUGAGGUCCUGUGGGCCUGUGGUUGUGUGGUCCUGUGGUCCUGUGGGCCUGUGGUCUUCUGGUCCUGUGGUCCUCUGGACCUCUGGUCCUCUGGACCUCAGGUCCUCUGGUCCUCUGGACCUCUGGUCCUGUGUUCCUGUGGUCCUGUGAACUGUGACGUUUGCCAAGACAGCUGGAGUGGUAAAGCACAUUGGGAAAGCAAGUUUCACCACCUGCCCUUGGGGCAGUGCCUAGUAAGUGUGUAGGAGGUUUCUUGCUUCUAUUGGGAUCCUAGGGAGUGACGUGAGGAUGGCGCCCCAACUGUAGGCGCUUGCGUCCACGUGCAUGGUGCUGUCGAACUGGUGACUGAGAUAUAAUGGGGAGCCGUUAAAUUUGUCGAAUGACAAAACCACGUGCUUCAAGGUCACGAAGGACUGUCGUACGAGUCGCGCACGCUUGCUGGUGGAAAUCGCAGAGAAAUAAUAGGUUGUCGACAUACAGGACCACUCGAACGCUGCUUGCCCGCCAUCGCUAGACAAGUUGUUUGAUUAGUAGAUGACUUCGAAUUGGAAGCCCAAAAAUUCCAGCAAGAGGGAUGAAUCUCGAUGUGAUGGUAUCCAGAUUUUAGGUCGAUGGUGAAUAUCCAGUUAUCUCGGCGGAUGAGCUCGGCUACACGAUUCAGACCUUCGUACUUGAACUUAGGGGCUUCAAGGUGAGUGUUCACUUUCCGCAGGUCAAGGAUAAGGUGGCAUUUUUCACGCUGCUCCACGACGUUCAGCGGGCUGACACAUGUUAGUGUGUCCCUCUUCUCGAUCGCUGCGGCAGCGCCAGUGACUAUGAGAUUGCGAAUUGUGUCGCGAGUAAAGUCGAGGUGCGUGUAGACUCCGGCAUGAUUGUUGUCCUCGAAGGGUGUGGGGGCUGCAUUCUUCCAGCGCAGCCAAUACCCUUUCGCGAUGACGGAGAGGGUAAAGCUACUGUCGCACCAAGAGCACCACCAGUGCAAGGCAUGCCGCAAUCGACUGCGCAUAAUGGUAACGUCAUUGUCAGUAAUUGCGAGCUCGUAGGGAUUGCGUACCUCUUGUGGCCACCCACUCGGGAUCUCUGCCAUAUAAGAGGUUAUAAACACGGGGUGGUAGAUGGGGGUGGGAUACUGUGCUCGUGAACGGGUGCACGAUGCGGGGCAGUGUAAACGAGGCAUGACAUGCUCGGAUCGCACUGCCACUGCCGUGCUAGGUGCUUGCAAGGUGCAAGGGGUCAUCGUCUCUCUAUCUCCCUUCUCUUUCUCUGUUGCUCUCUCUCUCUAUCUCUUUGUCUCUCUCUCUCUCUCUUUCUCUCUCUCUCUCUCUCUCUCUUUCUCUCUCUCUCUCUCUCUCUCAAUUUCUCUCUCUCUCUCUCUUUCUCUCUCUCUCUCUCUCUCUCUCUCUCUCUCUCUCUCUCUCUCUCUCUCUCUCUCUCUCUCUCUCUCUCUCUCUCUCUCUCUCUCUCUCUCUCUCUCUCUCUCUCUCUCUCUCUCUCUCUCUCUCUCUCUCUCUCUCUCACUCUCUCUCUCUCUCUCUCUCACUCUCACUCUCUUUCCUUGGCGUGCGAGGCACCACAUGCUAUGUCCGUACGUGACGUUUAUUAAGCGUGUGCGUGCUUAUCGGUGGUUGACUUCUUCCUCAUUUUCUUUUCUUCUGCUCUCCUUGUUUGGGCCACUCCUUAUUCAAGCUUUAGCGCCCGGACUCUGUCCUUGUCUCUGAUUAAUCUCCAAGUGUGUGCGUGCACGCCAUUUGUAGGGCAUCGGGCGUGCCUCCAUGCUUAGCUCUCGAGGCGUGUUGCAUGGCCGGCAAAUAAAAAGUGAGGAGUCAUGGGUGUCAAACAUCUGUAUUUGUUUUGUUUGUAUAGACUGUAUAGGGUUACCUCUUAGAGGGUACAACACUUAGGUAUAUUUGUGUGUACUCUCACUUUACCAUUAUUCAAUUCUAAU
Molecule: messenger RNA, 2075 nt
Organism: Closterium sp. NIES-67
Lineage: Eukaryota; Viridiplantae; Streptophyta; Zygnematophyceae; Desmidiales; Closteriaceae
Source: the annotation of a GenBank genome assembly